CGGAAGUAGACGUGUAGUUUUCGGAUUGUGUCGCGGCUCGGCUGGAAACAUUGACAUUGUUUGUCAGGUUUAGCCGCUUCUCGGUUUCGAAAUGAUUUUAAGUAUGUUUAUCGCAAAAGUUUAGAACGGUUUGCUGUUUUGUUGUUGUUUUGUUUGUUUUUGUUUUUGUUAUUGUAAAAAAAAAAAAAAGAAUGCUAGGGCUGUAGGAUAAGAGCUGAGGUUUAGCUAGCUAGCUAAAUUAGCUCGAGCUGUCAUUCAUUGGUCAGAUGUGUGGUGUGUCCUGCACUUAGAACUUGCGAAACAACAUGAAAGAAGAGUCGUGUGAACAAAUAAGAGCUGCAGUAAUAAUAAGAUAACGGAAAGAAUCAUGAAUGUCUUGAGUCUUGAUGUGUGUAGUGAUAGACAGAGCUGAUUGUAUCACAGGGAAGCGUUCAAAUCUGUCCAUCCGUCAUAGGUUCAUUACUGUAAAUAAGAGUUUCCAGAAAUGUCUCCAGUCCCUGUCCUUCCCCUCAUCAUCAGCUGCUGCAUGUCUGUUCUGGGCUGCGUGGCAACACUCAAGCUCAUCCCAGCCUUCAAGGAGCACUUCAUAGCUGCCAGGCUGUAUGGCAAGGAUCUGAACAAAACCACAAAAAAGGAAGUGCCCGAAUCUCAAGGCGUGAUCAGUGGCACGGUUUUCCUCAUCAUCCUUUUCCUCUUCAUCCCCGUGCCUUUCCUCAGCUGCUUUGUGGGAGAGCAGUGUCAGCGUUUCCCUCAUAAUGAGUUUGUGGAGCUGAUAGGUGCGCUGCUUGCCAUCUGCUGCAUGAUCUUCCUCGGCUUUGCUGACGAUGUGCUCAACCUGCAAUGGAGACACAAGCUGCUGCUGCCCACUAUGGCCUCACUGCCUCUCCUCAUGGUCUACUUCACCAACUUCGGCAACACUGUCAUAGUGGUUCCCAAACCGUUCCGAGUCCUGCUGGGGAUGCACCUCGACUUGGGUAUCCUGUAUUAUGUAUAUAUGGGAAUGCUGGCUGUGUUCUGCACGAAUGCCAUCAACAUCCUGGCCGGGAUCAAUGGCAUCGAGUCCGGGCAGGCCCUCUUCAUCUCCGGCUCCAUCAUCAUCUUCAAUGUACUGGAGCUCAAUGGAGACUACAGAGAUGACCAUGUUUUCUCUUUGUACUUCAUGAUCCCGUUCUUUUUCACCACGCUGGCUCUCUUCUACCACAACUGGUACCCAUCGUCUGUGUUCGUAGGGGACACGUUCUGUUACUUUGCUGGGAUGACAUUCGCUGUGGUUGGGAUCCUCGGCCAUUUCAGCAAAACCAUGCUGCUCUUCUUCAUCCCUCAAGUCAUAAACUUUAUCUACUCUUUGCCUCAGCUCUUCCAUGUAGUUCCGUGUCCCAGACAUCGCCUGCCCAGGUUGCAGCACGACAGCGGAAAACUCGGGAUGAGCUACUCGAAGUUUAAACAGAAGGACCUUGGCAGGUUAGGACGGCUCAUACUGAAGGUGGCAGAAACAUUAUGGCUGCUGGAUGUGCGCAGGGGUCAGGAAGGAGACGAUGAGUUUAUCGAAUGCAACAACAUGACCCUGAUUAAUCUAGUGCUGAAGAUACUCGGGCCCACCCAUGAGAGAAACCUCACAGCCAUUAUGCUGUUAAUACAGGUUUUUGGGAGCGUCAUUGCUUUUGGAAUUCGGUAUCAUUUGGUUCGGCUCUUCUACGAUGUCUAGCAGUAAGCCAAGAGACUGCAUAGGAACAAGAAGACAGCUUCUACUUCCCUUUUUUUUUUUUUUUUUUUUUGGAAGAGAAAACAAACCAAAAAACAUUAAUAGUCAUGGUGGAUUAAAAGUCUGCUUCUAUUCCCACUUACACAGGGGAUGUGUUUACAAUCCACUUACUCUUACUACAGGUUCACUGGUCCAUUGUAGAAUCAGUGUCUUGGUUCUGAUGUUAUACAGUGGAAUAAAUUCUGUCUAAACGCUUUCGGGAAAAGUCCAUCUGGCUUUCAGGGAAAGGACACUGCAGGAAUGUACUCAAUAGAAACAUUACUAAUCAGAUUAAGGAAAAGGGGUGUGAAGUUUAAGUCACUGAAGCAAAUAACUCAGUCUUUACAUUGAUAUCUGCAAUAAUUUCUUUGGCUUAACUGGAAGAAGGAUACUAAUUUCAUUAUUUUUGCACUCGAAUUGUCCAAACAUGCAACUUUUAAAAAGAAGGUAGAAGUAAGCCUUCAUACCAGUUACCUUCUAUGACCGAAUCAUUAUGGUGAAGUUUUGAAAUUUGAAUUCUUUGGGUUUUUAUUCUUCGUGCUCCAGUGUUGUAAAUGAAAUGCCGAGCAGCAGAAACCUAAAUAUGGGAUGGUGGUUAAGUGAAGAUGUUCUUUACUCUUUCUGGUGUAAAACAUGGUGAAUACUAAGCUAUUAUAUGCAUAUCUCUAUUUUUCUUCAUAUAAAGUAACACUGAACCUUCGAUGGACAUGCAUAUGUUUGCUACGGGGUGAUGUAUGUAUCAGAAAUGAUUUAUAUACUCGCCUAAUAGAGAGGUUGAUUUCAAAUUAAAGAAUUUUAAAACAA
Molecule: messenger RNA, 2545 nt
Organism: Ictalurus punctatus (channel catfish)
Lineage: Eukaryota; Metazoa; Chordata; Actinopteri; Siluriformes; Ictaluridae
Gene: dpagt1
Product: dolichyl-phosphate (UDP-N-acetylglucosamine) N-acetylglucosaminephosphotransferase 1 (GlcNAc-1-P transferase)
Exons: 9
Coding region: 485-1705 (406 amino acids)
Biological process (GO): dolichol-linked oligosaccharide biosynthetic process; protein N-linked glycosylation
Cellular component (GO): membrane
Molecular function (GO): UDP-N-acetylglucosamine-dolichyl-phosphate N-acetylglucosaminephosphotransferase activity
Source: RefSeq, a predicted model, not a curated record